Molecule: messenger RNA, 1574 nt
Organism: Andrographis paniculata
Lineage: Eukaryota; Viridiplantae; Streptophyta; Magnoliopsida; Lamiales; Acanthaceae
Product: protein disulfide isomerase-like 5-2
Exons: 5
Coding region: 60-1427 (455 amino acids)
Biological process (GO): protein folding; response to endoplasmic reticulum stress
Cellular component (GO): endoplasmic reticulum
Molecular function (GO): protein disulfide isomerase activity
Source: RefSeq, a predicted model, not a curated record
UAUGUAUAUAUUUGAAAUUUGGAAUUUAGAACAGAGGCUCGUCAAAAAACUGAGUGGCGAUGUAUAAAGCCCGGACAGAGGAAAAAUUCAUUGCUGGGAUUGAUAUUAUGGCCGUUUCUUCGUGCUUCCGGUCGAUAGUUAUGCCCCAGAUUUUAGUUUUGUUGUUGCCGCUGGUGUUACUUUCUCCACGGAUCUCGGGAUCGGAAAACCAGUUCAAGUUGGAUGGAAGCGUAUUGGAACUCGACGAUUCCAAUUUCGACACCGCAAUUUCGAAAUUUGAUUAUCUUUUCGUCGAUUUUUACGCUCCUUGGUGCGGUCACUGCAAGCGUCUCGCGCCUGAGUUAGAUAAAGCUGCCCCUGUACUAGCGGGAUUGAAGCAGCCUAUAGUUGUAGCGAAGGUGAAUGCCGACAAGUAUAAAAAGCUUGCUUCAAAGCAUGAAAUUGAUGGAUACCCUACCCUAAAGAUUUUCAUGCAUGGAGUGGCUACAGAAUAUUAUGGACCGAGGAAAGCUGAUUUACUUGUUCGCUCCUUGGCAAAAAUCGUUGCCCCUGAUGUUGCUAUUCUUGAUUCUGAUGCUGCUAUUAAAAACUUUGUCGAAGAGUCAGGGUCAGAUUUUCCUAUAUUUAUAGGCUUUGGCUUAAAUGAGUCAGUGAUAUCAAAUUUGGCUGCCAAGUAUAAGAAAAAGGCAUGGUUUUCGGUUGCUAAGGAUUUCUCAGACAAUAUGAUGUCCUUCUAUGAUUUCGAUAAGGAGCCUGCUUUGGUUGCCACUCAUCCCGUGUACCAUGAACAGAGUAUUUUUUACGGGCCAUUUGAAGAGAAGUUUCUUGAAGAUUACAUAAAACAGAGUCUGCUUCCAUUGGUGUUGCCCAUAACUGAAGAUUCACUGAAGCUGGUCAAAGAUGACGAUAGAAAAGUCGUGGUGACAAUCUUGAGCGAUGAAGCAGAGGAGAACUCCAAGGAAUUAAUAAAAACUUUGAAAUCUGCUGCUUCUGCGAAUCGUGACUUAAUAUUUGGUUACGCCGGGUUGAAGCAAUGGGAAGAUUUUGUUGAGUCGUUUGCAGUAAAUAAGAAAACCCCACUUCCGAUGAUGGUUGUAUGGAAUGGCGCCGAGGAGUAUUACACUGUUAUCGGCUCGGAAAGCAUGAACUCUACUGAUAUCGGCAACCAGAUCUCAAGAUUCCUUGAAGGCUAUAGAUCUGGAAACGUGAUAAAGAAACGAAUCUCCGGUCCAUCACUUAUGGAUUUUAUAAAAUCACAGAUUGGAGUACAGAUUGGUCUUAUUUUCUUCUUUGUCGUGUUGGUGAUAAUGCUGAUCAUGUCAAUAUCCAAAGAGGAGCCUCUUACUGUCGGCAGUCGCGAACCCGGUGAUGAGACGAGCCCCUCCAGCUCAUCGGAAACCCGUCGGGAUGCUUUGAAGGAGGAUUAAUUUCAUGAUUUAAUUUAAGUUCAUCAUCUGGGCUAAUGCACAGCCAAAGAAACAUUCCAUAGCACGCUCUAGUAUGUCUAUUAUGUAGUUACACUAAUCUAUUGUGUCAUCAUAUCAUCUUUCUUUUAUGAUAUUUAGAUUGUCCUA